Chara braunii is the source of this 8877-nucleotide messenger RNA. Lineage: Eukaryota; Viridiplantae; Streptophyta; Charophyceae; Charales; Characeae. The record is from the annotation of a GenBank genome assembly.
CCAUAGUUGACAUGAUCUUACCAAGAUUCUGUGGUCCUUAGUUGAGUCGGUCCUAGCUAAGUGGCGAGGAGUGGAACUGAUCCUUCAUCGUGCACCUUUUACGAUGGUUGACCUACAUAGUGGAAAGAGCACCACCCCUUACACGAAAGCUCAGGAAGAGCAAGCCGCCACCGUACUUCAAGAGAGAAAAGAGAAGGAGGCCAAGAAGGAGUUGAUUAAACAGGCCAAAAAGUUGGCCCUACAGGUGGAGCAGGCGGCGAAGAGGAAAAAAUUGGGGGAAGAGAUGGAGAGAUUGAAAAAGGAGGAGGAAGAAAAGAUGAAAGCAGUAGAAGAAGAAGAGAUAGAAGAGGAAAAGGAGGAGGAACCCCUGAUCAGAAGAAGCGCAGGGCAGAGAGGGGAAUCCAAGAAGGUUUUCGAGUGGGUGGCGAACUUAUCCUUGGGGGAAGAAGAAGAAGCCAUGUUGUAUGUUCCCAGGGAGGAGAAGGAAGCAGUUAUCAGGGAGUUGGAGGAAGAAGAAGACCCCUUGAUGCGUCAGACGAUAGAGGAUGAGAAAAAGUUACAGCGGAAGUUGCGUCUUACGACGGAGAAGAAGAGAAGGAUGGAUGAGGUCUUGGAGAAGCUUAGAGAAGCUAACUUCAAGAUCAACGCAAAGAAGUGCGAAUGGGCGAAGACCCAAGUUUUGUACUUAGGCCACGUCCUAGACGGAGACGACAUAAAACCUAAAGACAGAAAGAUUGCAGUGAUUAGAGAUUGGCCAACGCCUCGCACGCUGACAGAGUUGCGGUCGUUCUUAGGCCUAGCUAACUACUAUAGGAAGUUGGCAAACUUCUCCACCAUCGCUGCACCCCUUCGCAGGUUGCUAAAGAAAGAAGCAAUCUGGAAGUGGGACAAGGACUGUACAUCAGCCCUGAAGAAGCUAAAGCGGGCGUUGAUAGAGUAUCCAGUCCUUAAGGUAGCCGAUCCGUCCCUGCCUUUUGUUGUUACCACUGACGCGAGUCAGUAUGGCAUAGGUGCUGUUUUACAUCAAGACGAUGGCAAUGGAUAUAGGUCCGUAGAGUUCAUGCCUGCCAGGAUGCCUUCAAAGAAGGUAGCGACAUCCACCUAUGAGAGGGAACUCUACGCUCUCAGGCAAGCAUUACAGCACUGGAAGCAUUACUUGCUUGGGAGGCACUUCAAAGUCUAUUCAGACCACGAGACAUUAAGGUGGUUGAAGACACAGGCCAAGAUGACAUCUAAGCUUACUAGGUGGGCCGCAACGUUAUAUCAGUAUGACUUUGAACUUAAGCCUGUCAAAGGGAAGUACAAUGUAGUUGCGGACGCUCUAAGAAGGAGAGCUGAUUACUUUGGGGCAAUAGUUCACUAUCUAGAUAUAGGGAGAGACCUGCAGCAGAAAAUUCAGAGGUUACCGCCUGGUACACGAGAGUUUUCGAUACAGCACGAGAAAGAGAUAGGUACUGCUGUUGAUAACCUCAGGAAAGCCCAGCACAGGAUGAUAGAGCAAGCUAAUAAGCACCGUCGCCCCUCGCAGUUUCAAGUAGGCGACUUAGUCUGGGUCAAGUCAAAAGAGUUUGCUCCUGAGGAGAACAUCUCACAGAAGUUGUUGCCUGCGUAUAGAGGACCGUGGCCAGUCUUAGAAGUCAAGGGUGGAGAGGAUGGGCCGUCCUAUACUAUUGAGAUUCCAGCACACCUCCACAUGUACCCAAUGUACCAUGCGUCAAAGCUGUUGCCUUGCAGCACAAGUCCACAGAUUCCAUCACGGCGAUCCAUGAUCCCUCCGGAUAUGGAUGGAAGAUACGACAUUGAUGGUACAGUAGGAAGCUUGAACAGUCGUGAUAUCACAUGUGCCAGCUUUGUGCGUAUGCGGCAAAUAGGAGCACAGAUUAACACAAUGGUACCGACCGGUGAAACAUGUUUCCUUGAGCCGCUGCAAGUUGCAGAGUGGAAGCCCGGCAAUGCGCGGCUGACGUCCCCAUGCUAUGGCUCCAAGCUAGAACUGAUGUCGAUGGAACAGGACACCGGGGCACUGCCACGACGCAGUGCCAGGCUUGCAGUUCGCGCCCGUUCUGUGGUACCUCCACGCACCAAGUAUCAGCAACAGCGAAUCAGCAGGCGGACGACUCCAGCAGCAUCGAAUACAACAUUGACAGUACUGGUUCCCAUCGGAGUUCUUCCCGCAUGUCCGGUCCAAGGGGCCCAUGAACCGUUGGCUGACUACCUUGGGCGGCUACAGGUAUUCACGGAUGCCGUAGCUACCGCCAAGGCUCAGCAGGAGGCAGCAGAGGCAGAACGUCAGCGGCUGGCCAAUGAGGCGGCAGCCCAAGCUCAACAGACUGCUGAGGCUGACGCAGCGGCACAAGACAGACGGAAUGCCGCCAGCACGGAGUCCCUGAUUCAAAGUGAGAAUCAGUGGACAACGCUACUCCAAGGCAUGUUCUUUGUGCCUACGGGCGCGCGUGCCGCAGCAACACAGCAGCAGCAACAGCAACAGUUGUUGAACUCAACUCUCGCGCGCAUCAACAACAUUGAGGCUAAGACCUCAGCAGCGCCAGGCUGCACGACAGACGCGACGAAGCAGCUCAACGAGCGCAUCGAUCACGUCGUCACCAUCAUUGGCGAACUAGGUGAUUUCACUAGUCCGGCCACGAUCAGCAGCACGGCGGCCGCCAUCAAGACGAGCAUCACCAAACUGCAGACAAGACUGGACGCCGCUACUAAGAAUUACAAGAUGCCGCACUUCGACGUCAGCAAGUUCGACGACUACAACAAGUCGGACGCCUUGACAUGGUGGCAAAGUUUCCUCACGGAAGCAUCAUGCCGCACUGUCCCGGCUGACGACAUGAUGAAGGCGCUCUACUUACAACUGAUUGGAGGAGUGCAGGCAUGGAUGAACCAUCUGGCGGCUACCAAGAAAUGCACCAUCGCCGAACUCCACACGCACAUCACGUGGAAGGAGUUCGAGAAGCUAUGGUUCACUCGGUUCAUGGUCCGCAACGUCGUGAAGGCGGCCAUGAACGAGGUGUACACCUGCUCUCAAGGGAGUAUGCCAACUCGAGACUGGACAACCAAGUGGCAAAAGAUAGUGACCACGCCAGGCUUCGAUUUGACUCGGAAUGACGUCGAGGAGAUGGGCCUUGUAUUCUUGCAUGCUCUCCCCUCGCCGGACGGACCAGCCGCGUCACCGUCGGACCCACGCAUCACUCACCUCUUGAACGAGUAUGGAGACGUCUUCGAGGCUCCCACCGGAACGGUUCCGGAUCGGCCCAUACGUCACGGGAUCACUCUCGAGGUUGGCGCCGUCCCUCCGCGUGGAUGUAUCUACCGCAUGAGCGAAGAGGAACUCGAGGUGCUUCGCGCACAACUCGAUGACCUUCUCGACAAAGGCUGGAUUCGCCCUAGUUGCUCGCCAUACGGUGCCCCUAUUCUCUUCGUCCGGAAGAAGAACAAAGAUUUACGGUUAUGCAUCAACUAUCGCAACGCACAAACCGUAAAGAACGUCGGCCCUCUCCCUCGGAUUGAUGAUCUCCUUGAGCGGUUAGGCGGCGCGACGUACUUCUCGAAGUUGGACUUGAAGUCGGGUUACCACCAGAUUGAAAUCCAGCCUCAAGAUCGGUACAAGACCGCGUUCAAGACGCGGUACGGGCAUUUUGAGUGGGUCGUCAUGCCAUUUGGCCUCACCAAUGCCCCCGCGACUUUCCAAGCAGCUAUGACGACUGAGUUUCGCGACUUGCUCGAUCGUAGCGUCCUCAUCUACCUCGACGACAUCUUGGUUUAUAGUAGGACGUUGGACGAACACAUCGUACACCUUCGCACUGUUUUGGAUCAUUUGAGACUAGCGAAGUACAAAGCGAAUUCGACAAGCAUUCGUCCCUUAGCGGACAAGAUCCAAGCCAUCGUGGAUUGGCCGGAACCCCGUUGCACGACGGAUGUACGCUCUUUCAUGGGUUUGGCUGGAUAUUAUCAGCGCUUCGUCGAGUCAUACUCGAAAGUGGCCGCUCCUUUGUCGAGACUUCAGUCCUUCGAGUUCGACGACGCAGCCCGUGGCGCGUUCACUACGUUGAAGGCAACGAUGCAAGUCGCACCUGCCCUCCGUAUGUACGACCCCACCCUUCCCACCCAAGUGACUACGGACGCUUCAGGAUACGAUAUUGGUGCGGUGUUGGAACAGUGUCACGAGGACGGUUGGCAUCCGGUCGAGUAUUUCUCCCAAAAGGUGCCUCUCGUCAACACUCUCGAUGACGCUAGGAAGAGAGAGCUACUCGCGUUCGUCACUGUUCUCAAACAGUGGCGCCACUUUCUUUUCGGCCGUCGGCGUGUUAAAUGGAAUACGGACAACAAUCCGUUGACCUUUUACAAAACGCAGGAUACGGUCACUAGCACGAUCGGUCGAUGGAUGCAUUACAUCGACCAGUUCGACUUUGACCCGUGCCACAUUCCCGCGCCUGAGCUCGCACGAGUCUUGCACACCGGUUGGAUUACCAGCCAUGGUGUUCAGGAAGACAUAGUGAGCGACCGAGAUACUCGCUUCAUGUCGGCCUUUUCGACUUCCCUCAUGGCCGAGUCCGGUACGACAAUGAAGCCGAGCUCGGCUCGACACUUGCAGAUGGAUGGCCAGACGGAGCGAGCGCACCAGACCGCUCAGAUGAUGUUGCGUAUCCGUCCCGACCAGAAAGAUUGGGCUGACCGGCUUCUCGACAUCGAGUUCGCCUAUAACACUUCGGUGCACCCGGCGAUCUGCGUCACACCAUUCGAGCUACAUCAUGGUGGAGAGAAAGCACGGAUCUUCGCUGAUCUCCUUUUGCCACAGGCUGCCAACAUAGACGUCCCUUGCUCUCCCGCUUCCGUUCGGAAGUACCGGGACUUGCUGAUCAAAGUCCGCGCGAAUAUGCAAAAGGCUCAAAUCUGCAUGCAGCAGCAAGCCAACCGACGUCGACUUCCAUGUCCUUUCUGCGAGGGAGACCUUGUUUGGGUCCUCUCCGAGGAAUUUGCGCUCGAGCAGGACGUUUCGCGCAAACUCCUUCCGAAAUGGUUCGGACCAUGGGAAGUCACUUCUGCUGUUGGAGACGACCCCGCAGGUCCUUCCUUUGUGGUCAACAUUCCUCCGCACCUUACAGUGCACCGGGUCUUCCACCCGUCAAAGCUGGCCAUCUACACGCCACCUUCCGCCGACGAGUUCCCCGGCCGUCGAUCACAGGAUCCGCCUUCUAUGGACGGACAUCAGGAAGUGGACCGAGUCAUCACGCACCGCAAGUAUGGCAACAAGCCAAUGCAGUUCAAAGUCAUAUUCAGGCAAUGUGCGCCUGAUGACACUCGGUGGAUCUCUAGUGCAGACUUGCAGACUUCUUCACCCCUUAUCUUCGCCGACUAUGAGAAGCGACGCCUUGCCAAGGAAGCAGCUCGUCCCACCCGACCCAUCCUGGUGUUUGGUGGUCUGUUGUCAAGUUGCAUUGCACUCGGCCUCGUCGCUUCGUGUUCAUUCACGGAGGUAGUGCAACGUAGACUGCUGUUUCUGACAAUGGCGAUAACAGUACCCCGAAGAGUAUCCAUGAGGAAAUCUGUUCUUGCUGGUGGGGUGGUCGCUGCUGUGCUUCUUGUCAUUUUCGUUUUCCUCGCUUUCAAUUCUUUAUCCCUCAGUCUUCAGGCAAAAACUGUUCUGCAGAAUGGACUUAGUGGGACCCCUGGGUCUGGCAUCCUUGAAGGAGAUUUUAUCAGUGUGCACGGAUCGGUAGUUGCAAGGAGGGCUGCGGACCUUGCUAACAAUCGUUUUGUUGCUUGUACCAACUGGUGUAAAGAGGCCAACGAUCGUGCACACCAGUGCAUACUGCAAAGUGGAACGAGCGAAGACAUCAAUGCUGUGAACAACUCGAGCCCUGCUGCCGAGGAUCUCUUGACCGCCAGUGUCGAGGGGUACGAAGAGCUAUCAGCGCGUGAUGUUCUCCAAGUGACAGGAUCGCCGAACCAGCAGCAGCAGCAGCAGCAGAUGACAGACACAGGACUGCAGCUGGGAAGGGCGGCUUCGGCAGGUGUUGAUCCAUUUUGCUAUGGCACUGCUAAUCACAGUGCUUGGGGCAAAAUGGAUGACCGCCUCACGGGGUCUGGCUCUGUCCAGCGGUUCCUGUAUAUGAUGAGCCUUGCGAGCCAAGCCGUAUUUGGUGGUCGUGCUAAGGAAUCAAGUGCGGACCCCUCUCAGUUUGCCAACAUGAAUACCGCAGAUAUCGAGUUGCUAGAAGUGGCCUCCGAGAGGGCGAACCUCGCACCAAAGAUUGCCUUCAUGUUCCUUGUACGGGAUUCGUUGACCUUUGCCCCUCUAUGGGAGAAGAUAUUCCAUGGGCAUGAGAACCAGUACUCGGUUUAUGUACAUGCGACGGAGGCGUACAAACGCGGCCCGCAGGAGUCAGAUGUGUUUGAGAAGAGCGUGAUUUGCAGCAAACCGGUGAAGUGGGGGCGACCAUCCCUCGUCGAUGCCGAAAGACGAUUAAUUGCGAGCGCAAUUCUUGAUCCUCUUAACCAAAAGUUUGUCCUUUUGUCGGAGUCGUGCAUCCCCGUGCGAAACUUCUCUUUCAUUUACAGCUAUUUAAUGGACACAUCGAAGAGCUUCGUCGAGAUCGGACUUUUCCCAGAUCGAUAUCCACCAGAACUCGCCCCGCUUGUGAAAGUCGAACAGUUUCGAAAAGGUUCUCAAUGGGUAACCCUGAACCGUGUGCACGCGGCACUGGUUGUGGCGGACCGGGUCUAUUACCCACCUUUCAUGAGAUGGUGCCAGGGUUUUCCGCGGAGGUUUUGUAUUGGCUUUGCCACGAAGCGACGCUGCUGGAACUUCCCUAACGUUCUCUGUUUCGCUGAUGAACACUACAUGCAAACGAUGCUCCACAUUCUGGACGAGGGUGCCGUCCACCCGCGGACGUUGACCUGGCUUGAGUGGAUAUGGCAAAGUCCACACCCUCGCACACGCGGAGCCGGUGAUACUGACCUCGCCUUGCUGAAGCAGAUCCAAAAUGAUGCGACUUGUGAAUGGAAUGGGCUAAACCGGGAAUGCUUCUUGUUCGCCCGGAAGUUCUCCAAAGAUGCAUUGCCAAUCAUCCUGAGCCUCGGCAAGCAGCUGCAGCUAUGGUGAUUCCGGUUACCGUCCUUUUCUUCAUUACGUGCUCACCACUUUUCAAUUAGCGCUUCUUGAUCGUGAUCAACAUGCUCGUUGGCGGUGCCUGUCCAGACUGUCACUUUUCCAUCCUUCUAUUGCACUUCCUACGCUUACACAUGGACACUCUGCUGCGAUAUUUAUUGCCUGUUCCCUGCUCUGUCUUCCUGCCGUGCAUGCACUCACGCUCCCUCUCCCUGUUUUGCUCGUGCCAUUUUGUCACUGGAACUUUGUUCCAUGUCUAUCCAUCCUGUGUCCGCUUACUGCGCUCAACUUGGACGAGCGGAUAUUAAUCGUAGUGCAUGAUUUGCCCUAAGAUCUACGCGGUGUAGCUGUUUGUUGGAGCCAGGGAAGUCUGUUAAGUACGUUUGAUUCGUCUCCUUCCUCUUCCUUAUGUGUGCUCUCUGACUGACAGUGCAAGUGGAGCGGCUCUGUUUCGUUGGAAAAGUGAAACAAAGUACUUCUCUCCAGUGCCGGUGCACAAUGGAAAGCUCCCUCCAGUGGCAAGCUCUCUCAGGGAAACAAUGGGGUUGGCUUUCUUCAUCGUCUUUUCCUGUUCAGCACUUUCUGGAUCCAUUUUGACGCUUCCAGUACUCGUAGUGAAUAGUCCUGCUGCUGCUGCUGCUGCUGCUGUUUAUAGUGGUCGUUCUUAGACUCUGUGUUGACUACCGAUUCGAUCCAUCUCGACCAGAGAUGGGUCAUGAUUGAGUGACAGUUGGCAUCGUAGGUGUAGUAUGGCCUGACCAUAUCGCUGCGUUUUGAAGCAUGUGCGGACUGGGCUGGUGAUCCUAGUCUCCAAGUCGGUCCAGACACGAGGCUCAUCACACCAUCUUCUUUGGUAGGACCAAAGCUGUUGCUGUUGGCAGGCUCUUAGGUUGAAUGGUCCGUUUAUCAGGUGUUUAAUUGUUCCCUAUCACCUCAUCCCUCCAUCCCUCCAUCCCUCCAUCCCUCCAUCCCUCCAUCCCUCCACCCCUCCAUUGCUCUUUCCCUUAUCUGAUUUGAUGUUUUUCAAUGCGACGUGUUUUGAUUUGAAUUGAUUUGUUUUGCAAUCGGUUGACUUUCCCAACUUCGAUUCACAAACUCCGAAUUCUUUCGUCCAAAACUCCUCCUCCUCUUCAUCCUCAUCCUCCUUCCCCCCCCCCCCCCCCCUCCCCCCCCUCCUUCUUCUUCUGGCUGCCCCAUGUGUUGUUGAUCUGCUGCUGCUCUGCGUGCUCUUAGUCUUGUUGUUCCACAUGUUGUUCAUGCCGCUGCUGGUGCUAUACACCCCCAUGUGCUCUUUUUCCCGGACUCUAUGCCAUGCUGCUGCUGCUACCCAACGUCUGCCUUGCACUGUUGUGCCUUGUUGACUCUCUGAGGAGGGACUAUCACAAACCAUGCACUAUUGUGCUCGAUCCUUUGCUGCACAAUGGUACGAUCCACCUCUUUGAGGGACUUGGCUGCAACACUGUCCACCUCGUUAUUGAUAUGUGUCGCCUCCUGCGACCACAGGCUCAGUGCAGUCGAUGACGAAAGGCAGAUCCUUGUCCAGGCUAACUGGGUUAAUGAUUGGAGUGAACCUUGCGAUGCUGUCGCUCUCAUGUGGAGACUCACCACCGCUGGAUCAAGGUGGACGCAGCCGGAAGUUCCUCCUCGUCCUCUCUCUUCAUCCUCGCCAUUUCGGCUUUGCUCUUCCCGUCGCGUGUCGAUUGCCUUUCCUUUUUCCGCAUGUUUUCCUUUCCCAGCCUUAAUGAAGUCCUCGUUGCUGC